Molecule: messenger RNA, 1158 nt
Organism: Desarmillaria tabescens
Lineage: Eukaryota; Fungi; Basidiomycota; Agaricomycetes; Agaricales; Physalacriaceae
Exons: 5
Coding region: 1-1158 (385 amino acids)
Source: RefSeq, a predicted model, not a curated record
AUGUCAGCCGAGAAACUCAUUGGCAGCAAGGAGAUGACUUAUCUUAUAUCUACGUCUCCCAGCUCUUUGAAAGGUCAGAGGAUGGAACGACGACUGUGCGCCACCCAAGACGAUCAGCUUCAAGUUGCAAGGGCGGUGCUUGAUCCGCAUCGAGCCAUCAGAAACCAGGCACCUACCAUUACGAAAGCCAUCUCCAAAGAGAGGGUCAGCAUCAUCUCCGGACGCGAAUUCAUCGGUACUUGCUUCCAUUACCUUCACAGCUCUAUUCUCAUCCUGAUCUGCAAGGAACUCUCUGAAUUCCUUGUCGCAUUGCGUGAAUUCAAAUUUCCAAAACUUCCUAUGGUGUCGCGCAGCCCUAAUUACCUUAGAACUAUGUUCGAGGCUCAGUACCUCCCAGGGAUUCGGCACUCACCUCGAUGGGAAGUCCCUUGUCAGCUUAUUCUGGAAUUAAUCAAUUCCCCUAGCUUUGCAGCUUACCCCUGCCUGCUGGUGAUGGCAGAAGAUGCAGUGACUAAACAAGAGCUGAAACGAAUACUCACAGAACAUACACGGAGUGCCGCGUUCAACACAUUAUUAUUGAAGCGCAAUUUCCCUGAGAAAACUGAACAUGAUCAAUUAAAUCAGAAUGUUCAGCUUGUCACUACUUCAAACGACGUACCCAGGGACAUUUUUAUCAUUCCUAUGGCAGUAUCUCGCAUCACCCCUUCUAGAAAUACUGAAUUCAGCCUUCUACCGCGUUCGACAGACCUAGCACCGACUGUGCCGCUAUCAAAGGUUAAUACAAAGGUCAUCGGGCAUAAGCGAAGCAGUAGAGAUGCAUCAGGAAACGAAGUGAACAAUACAGAGACCUUGAGACAUGGGCAAAGGCUGGACACAAUUUCGAGCGUGGGUGGACCAAUGAUCGAUGAAUCGAGCAAGCAGAGAAAUGAAGGGGCUCAUCAUCAAUAUCAUCCCCGUUUUGGAAACUGUUCCCAGGAACUGGCCCUUGUCGAUCUGCUUCCUCUCACACAGCUUUCCUCUACCCUCGUACCGUCCGAACAUCAGUUGUACACAUCCGGGGAUGGAAAAAAUAGUGAACGGCCCGGCAGUAAUGACAUUCCCGAAGACUGGGGAGGCCAUGUUAUGGAUCUCGAGUCUUUUCAGAACUUUACAGAAUAA